AUGAAAGCCAUAACCAACUUCAGCUACCCUAGAAACAACAGCAACUGCACCAGUGAUAACAAGAUCAGUCAAGUCAUUUUUCCUUUGCUUUACACAAUUCUGUUCCUGGUGGGCAUCACCAUGAACGGCCUGGCCAUGUGGGUCUUUUUUAAAAUAUCCAGUAAAUCCAAUUUCAUCAUCUUCCUCAAGAACACCGUCAUUUCUGACUUGCUCAUGACCUUGACUUUUCCGUUUAAAAUCCUUAGUGAUGCAAAGCUGGUGUCGUGGGUACUGAGAGGAUUUGUGUGCCAGGUCACCCAGGUGGUAUUUUACUUCACCAUGUACAUCAGCAUUUUAUUUCUCGGCCUAAUAACUAUUGAUCGCUACCAGAAAGCCACUUCUCCAUUCAGAACGUCAACCCCAAGGAGCCUUUUAGGUGCCAAGAUCCUGUCCACAGCAAUCUGGGUCUCAAUGUUCGUCCUUUCAUUGCCCAACAUGAUUCUAACGAACAAGAAGAAAACGCCUAAAAAUGUCAAAAAGUGCGCCCUCUUGAAAUCCGAGUUCGGUUUAGUCUGGCACGAAAUCGUAAACUAUAUUUGUCAACUUAUCUUUUGGGUUAAUUUAGCGGUCAUAGUUGUAUGCUACAUACUCAUAAGUAAAGAACUGUACAAGUCCUACAAAAGGACAAGAAGCACAGGAAAGGCAUCCAAAAAGACUGUAAAUCUGAAAGUUUUCAUCAUUAUCGCGGUGUUCUUCAUUUGUUUUGUGCCGUUCCACUUUACCCGGAUCCCCUACACGUUGAGCCAAACGAGAGACGUUUUCGAAUGCUCUGCUCGCAACACGCUGUUCUACCUGAAAGAGAGCACGCUGUGGCUGACGUCGCUGAACGCUUGCCUAGACCCCUUCAUCUACUUUUUCCUCUGCAAAUCGUUUCGGAAGUCCUUGCUAGGCACGCUGUGCAAGCACACGGCAUCCUCAAAGCUCCGAGCCCGGAUGAAGGAGCAGAACGAAGGAGACGACACAGACGAGACGCCGCUCUAG
Molecule: messenger RNA, 1020 nt
Organism: Apaloderma vittatum (bar-tailed trogon)
Lineage: Eukaryota; Metazoa; Chordata; Aves; Trogoniformes; Trogonidae
Gene: P2RY12
Product: purinergic receptor P2Y, G-protein coupled, 12
Exons: 1
Coding region: 1-1020 (339 amino acids)
Biological process (GO): blood coagulation; G protein-coupled receptor signaling pathway
Cellular component (GO): membrane
Molecular function (GO): G protein-coupled purinergic nucleotide receptor activity
Source: RefSeq, a predicted model, not a curated record